ACGCCACGGCAGCCCGGCCGACAGGGAGGUGAGAGAGGGACACCACGGCAGUCCGGCCGACAGGGCGGUGAGAGAGGGACACCACGGCAGUCCGGCCGACAGGGCGGUGAGAGAGGGACACCACGGCAGUCCGGCCGACAGGGCGGUGAGAGAGGGGCACCGCGGCAGUCCGGCCGACGGAGCGGUGACAGCGCCGCGCGGGCAGCCGGCGGUGCGGAUAAGGCUGAAGGACACCGCUGGGCUCGCCGCCGAACCCCCAGGUCGGAUACCGCCGGAGGACACUGGGCUCGCCGCCGAACCCCCAGGUCGGAUACGGCCGGAGGACACUGGGCUCGCCGCCGAACCCCCAGGUCGUGCGUGAGGCGCGGGUGACUCCACGGCGGACACUGUGGUGACUGCAGAGGUGAAGACCAAGCGCAGGUGAAGAUUCAGCCAGCGCCGCCGCCAUCCAGAAAUGCAAGAGGCUGAUAACGAUCGCACGGCCAAGGCCCAUCCUUGGUCGUGGUAUCGGAUGUCUCUUCUGCUUUCACUGACAUUUAUAAUGAUCCUGGGGUUUGUCGUGCUCGGUGGCGGAGCAGCCAUGCAGUCGGAGUACGGCAAGACGCAGACCCGGCGGUCCGUCUUCCUCUGCGACAUGGUGCUCAAGUGCGAGACAAAGCGGGCACUGUUGCAUCAGCUGAUGACGGCCUGGCGGUGUGACAUCCCUGCCGCGCGGCUGCCGCUGGAGCUGUCGGCCGUUGUCGGGGACGGGACGCCCUCGUGCGACUCUGACCUUCUGGUCCAGCUAGGGCAUGGCGCCCAGGGCGCCCUGGCCACCGGCAUCCUGCUGGUGCUGACCUCGGCUGGUGGAUACGUCGGUGCCAUCACCAGCCGCAGCGGCCCGCUCGCCCUAUAUAUCGUGAUGAACGUGGUGACGACGGUGCUGGAGUUCGCCGCGGUGGGCCUGCUGGUGUACAACAAGUCAGAGUUAGACCAGGUUUCAAAGCAGGCGGCACAGCUGCUGAGCCAGCCGAUGCCGACGUCGGCCCUCUCAGAGAGUGAACUGCUGCCGCUGCUGUCUGAUUAUGGACUGCUGACGGCACCGGGCACCAUACCGACGCGGGCAGCCCGGCCGCCACCCGCCGGCCGGCGCGGCGGCGCCCGGCUGCUGCACAGAACCACACCGGUCGCGCCGGCAGCCAGUGUCAGCCUUCCGGCCGUCGGCGAGGUCUGGACCAUCACACCACCGGCCGUCACUGCAACGAGUUCUUCCAGGGCUGCGGCUGCUGCUGCGGCCAGCUCUCCUCGUCCGGAGGCCAACUCUGCUCGUCCGGAGGCCAUCUCUGCUCGUCUGGAGGCCAGCUCUGUUCGUCCGGAGGCCAACUCUGCUCGUCCGACGGCCAGCUCUGCUCGCCAAGAGGUGGCAGCCGCUGGUGGGGCUGCCCGUCCGCGGCCAUCGCUGAGCUCCACCCCCGGCUGGUCCGGCACAAGACGGCUGGACCGACGACCACGCCGAACCGAGUGGGAAGACCACACGGAGGAGGUCAUCGGACACUGGUCCGGCCCAGCGGUCCAGUGUCUGCUGCGCGGUGCCGAGCUGCCCAUCUCGCACUGCUUCUCACAGCUCGAGGACAACCUGCAGGGAGAACUGGAGCGAGCCAAGCUGGUGCUGGAGCUGAUGCUGGCACCCCUGGUCUGCACCUUCCUGGCCUGUCUGCUCCAGCUGACGACCAUAUUCUCCGCUUGGCACAUGAUCAGCGACCAACAGACUCGCCCCAGCCGGCCCCCGCCACCAUCCGCCCAGCAGCGCACCUCCGGCGUGUGACGUCACAUACGCCCAGCAGUGCACACCCGUCGUCCGAUGCCACACACGUCCAGCACCUCACACCCGGCGUCUGACGUCACACCCACCCAGCAGGGUACAUCCAGCGUACGACAUCACACCAACCUAGAAAAUGGCUUACGGCGUAUGACGCCACAUCCUUCGGGCGGCUUCCCUCCGGCGUGUGGACUACCCUGCAUCUCACUUGGCUUAUGUCACGCCCGCCUGGCAGCUCAGCUGCGGCGCAUGUGAUUGCAUCCGGCGAGCAGCUCACCUCUAGCGUGUGAUAUACGCGGCCGUAAUUCCCCUCCGCCAUGUAGCGUCAUUUAUGACGGUCGUAGCCGAUAGGGGUAUGUUCAGGGACUUGCAGCACCCGGACGAUGGUGUCGGAGCGGCGAGCUAGCACAUAUAGCACCCGGCUGUCUUAGGGAAAUGCGAAGUAUGUUUUUUGUUGUUAUGAUUACUGUGUUGUAUGCUCACCGCCCAUGGUGGUACA
Molecule: messenger RNA, 2297 nt
Organism: Pollicipes pollicipes
Lineage: Eukaryota; Metazoa; Arthropoda; Thecostraca; Pollicipedomorpha; Pollicipedidae
Exons: 5
Coding region: 455-1804 (449 amino acids)
Source: RefSeq, a predicted model, not a curated record